Messenger RNA from Pestalotiopsis fici W106-1, 567 nucleotides. RefSeq lists its product as uncharacterized. NCBI's taxonomy places the organism in Eukaryota, Fungi, Ascomycota, Sordariomycetes, Amphisphaeriales, Sporocadaceae. The record is from RefSeq and is a predicted model, not a curated record. The coding region runs from base 1 to 567 and encodes 188 amino acids. The transcript has 3 exons.
AUGUCUCACACGGCACAUCAUAUUCAUGAGCAAUUCGAGCCGCGCCCCGAUGCGCAUAAACUGGCAGGAGAUGUGAACGGAAAAGUAGAUUAUGAACCUCACCCCGAGAGAUCCAUCAAAAUUUCAACCGAACACGAACAGAUCAUGCAAAAGAUUAUCAAUUUAUACUCUGGAAGCGCCUCGGAAGAUGAUAUGCAAGUGUACGACAAAGAUGCAGUAUAUGAUGAUCCAUUCUCAUACUGUGACAAUCGCUAUAAAAUAGCCGGGCAGUGGUAUGGUCUGCCAAUGGUAUUCAGCGGCCUGCGCACCCUCAAGACGGAAGUGGUCAAGGAUACGCCCACUGAGAUUAUAUGGAAGAUGCAGCACGAGUACACACCAAAGGGCAUCGGCAAGUCCAAAGCCGUUAAUAGCUUGAUAUCUCUGGGGCUUGAUGACCAAGGGAAAGUCCGAUAUCACAAGGAUAUGUGGAACGAAAAAGACUAUAGUCAUGAUGGACUCGGGAAGUUCUUCAAGACGCUGCAGGCUGAUGUGACGCCCGCUAUGUCGAGGCCGCCCAAGACACUGUAA